Fopius arisanus is the source of this 1026-nucleotide messenger RNA. RefSeq names its product ribonuclease H2 subunit C. The transcript is spliced from 5 exons. Gene Ontology annotation, cellular component: ribonuclease H2 complex. NCBI's taxonomy places the organism in Eukaryota, Metazoa, Arthropoda, Insecta, Hymenoptera, Braconidae. The record is from RefSeq and is a predicted model, not a curated record. Bases 410 to 814 code for a protein of 134 amino acids. Gene Ontology annotation, biological process: RNA catabolic process.
UCCGUCUGUUUUUACUGAUCUCGUGAAAUGCGCACCAAUUUUUCGGAAAUUUUUUCGGGAAGAUUUCUUCGGAUUUUUGCCGUAGUCAUCUGAAAGCUUGAAUUUUCAAUUGAAAAUUCAGGAAAAAUUAUCGCAAAUGAAGAAUUAUCAGAAUAUACAAGGAAGUCAAUAGUUUAUUAAUUAAAAAACGUUAAUAGUUCGAAGUGUAACGUUUUAAUAUUGUCGUAAAAAACCGGGAUGAGAAGAAAAAAAUUCUGAUGUUGGCACUCGAAUUUUUUUUCGUCGAUUAAUCAAUAAUUAUCUAAGGGAAAAAAUUCGAUGUACAUCCUGUGAUUACUUUGUUACUGAUUCUUCAAUUACCAAAAUUUAACGUGCACUGAGUUUCGAGACGAGUACAUACUUUGAGAUUAUGUCGAUUCAUCUGGACAUAAAAAAAGAGCACACGGAGGUGGAGCAGGAAACUGUACUUCAUUCAAUUCCUUGUAAAAUCUAUGGAGAUACACCUGCCAAUGUUUCCGCAUUCUUCACACCGUAUAUUAGAAAAAGUGAUGAGAAACAUUUCGAUGCUUCGUUUAGAGGACACCCUCUCCAGGGUAGAAUCUUAACCGUGCCAGAGGGGUACAAAGGGCUCAUCUUCUACGAGCAGAAAAAGCCAGCUAAUCCCGCAGACGAUCGGAAAUUUGUGUCGACUGGAGGUUUUUCCAAAUUUACUUACUGGAAUUUCGACAAAUUGCCCUCGAAAAAUGACGCGAUCGUUAGCGCCCUGGACUGGAUCGAUAUUGCUGAGGCAGUUCACGCACCUGAGAAGAGUUGAUGAUCGAUUAAAUUGUAAACCAAUAUUUUUUCUAAAAUAUUCCAUGAACUCUAAAACAAUAUUUUUGUAAUUGAAUGCCACAAUUUUUCCACGAAGAAGACGAAGUAUUUAAAACAGUUAUAAUAGUAAAUUUCUUGAUAAUAAAGUCAGAAUACUUUUAUAAAAACAGUAGUAACUCACUGGUGAGGAAUGAGGGAAGAGAUUAAGGCGUG